CUUACAAAUGGGAGAGUGAGGCUGUUGUUGUCUAAAGGCAAAUGCUACAAUCCCCGUCGUAAGGGAACUAGGAAGCGUAAGAGUGUUCGAGGAUGCAUUGUGGACAGCAAUCUGAGCGCCUUGAACCUUAUAGUCGUUAGAAAGGGUGAGGGUGAUAUUCCCGGUCUCACUGAUAUGAGUGUGCCAAGGCGUCUCGGUCCCAAGCGUGCUUCCAAGAUUCGAAGGCUUUUCAACCUCGAGAAGAUGGAUGAUGUUCGGCAGUUUGUCGUUCGCAAACCUCUCCCAUCGAAAGGAGACAAGAAGCCGCGCAGUAAGGCGCCGAAAAUUCAACGUCUCACAACCCCCAUACGUCUUCAGAGAAAACGCAGACAUAGGGCUCUGAAAAAGAAACGCGUUGCCAUUCGUAAGGAGCUGGAAACAGAAUACGCAAAGAUGAUCGCCGUUCGCCGUAAGCAGGCUCGGGAUGAGAGGAGACGUUCCCGAAGUCGGUCCCUUCGUGAAUCAAAGGCCGCUUCUGAAGAAUAG
Hydatigera taeniaeformis is the source of this 525-nucleotide messenger RNA. The record is from the annotation of a GenBank genome assembly. Lineage: Eukaryota; Metazoa; Platyhelminthes; Cestoda; Cyclophyllidea; Taeniidae.